Molecule: messenger RNA, 611 nt
Organism: Melanaphis sacchari
Lineage: Eukaryota; Metazoa; Arthropoda; Insecta; Hemiptera; Aphididae
Product: translation machinery-associated protein 7 homolog
Exons: 2
Coding region: 173-367 (64 amino acids)
Source: RefSeq, a predicted model, not a curated record
UCGGUAUUACACACAGAUUGUAUAGUGUAUUGGGUUGAAACUUGAAACUAAACACAACACAGCACACUACAUUAUAUUUAUUUUGUGAUACAGUGAUUCUCUUAAAUUUAAAAUAUUAAUUUUUUAGUUUUUAACAAGUUUUCAGCAAUAAAUACUUUUAAACUAUCCAAAUAUGUCGGGGCGUGAAGGAGGAAAAAAAAAACCUUUAAAAAACCCUAAGAAAGAAUCUAAAGAAAUAGAUGAAGAUGAUUUAAAAAUGAAACAAAAAUUAAAAGAACAACAAAAAGCAUUGAAUGAUCUUAAAACAAAAGCUGCUCAAAAAGGACCAAUGGUCAGUGGCGGUAUAAAGAAAUCUGGCAAAAAAUAAUGUACUAACUAUGUAAUUAAGAAAAAAAUAUUUAAACAUCCUUUGUUAAGAAUCAAACCUGCUGUAUGAUGUUUUCAAAUUAAAAUGCAAUUGUAUGUUAUUUACCAUAAUAAUAAUUACAAUAUUAUUUUAUACUUUAAGAGUUGUUCACUAUUCUUAUAGUUUCAUAAGUUCAAAAAUGUAUAUUAAUUAUUCAAAUGUAACACAUCUACUUCAUUUAAAAUAAAGGGGUGUUUAUAUUCAA